Messenger RNA from Trametes versicolor FP-101664 SS1, 1615 nucleotides. RefSeq lists its product as uncharacterized. Lineage: Eukaryota; Fungi; Basidiomycota; Agaricomycetes; Polyporales; Polyporaceae. The transcript has 4 exons. Gene Ontology annotation, biological process: signal transduction. The coding region runs from base 1 to 1299 and encodes 432 amino acids. Gene Ontology annotation, cellular component: nucleus; nucleotide-activated protein kinase complex; cytoplasm. Gene Ontology annotation, molecular function: protein kinase binding. The record is from RefSeq and is a predicted model, not a curated record.
AUGUCCGAGUCAUACGAAGCCACCUUCCGCUGGCCACAUGCCGGAGCCUCCGACGUAAUUGUCACCGGCACUUUCGACGGUUGGUCGUGCUCACACCACCUCACCAAAACGCCUUCUGGCUUCUUCCACGGCGCGUUUAGCGUCCCCUGGGGUGACGUCGUCCAGUACAAGUACAUCGUCGACGGCCGCUGGACGACUACCGAUGAUCAGGCCACCGAGCUUGACCCCAUGGGCAACCUCAACAACGUCCUCCGCGCCCCCGCGCGCCCUCCGACGCCCAAGUCGGCGUCACCCCCGCCUUCCCCUCAAGCUGAGACGACCCUAGGCAGGGUGAAUGGCUUUGUUGAGACCGCGAGGCAGGCCGUGGUCGGCAUGGUCGAAGCCCUCGCGCCGGGAACGACCGAGACUCCCGCUGCGACUCCUGUUGCAGAGAAAUUCGACCCAACUCCUGAGCCGGUUUCUGCUCCCGAAGAACCCUUGCCUGAGCCCUCUGCGCCCGAGGCUAGCGCUCCGGAGAUCACGAGUGAAGCCGUUCUGCCCUCCGAGCCCGCUCCCGUCGCGCCAGAAGUGCCCGUGCCCGUCCUCCCGCUGAGCACCGAGCCCGCGCUCGAGACGCUCAGCGUCCCCAUCGCGGACGUAUCUGAGAGCAAGCCGCUCGAGACGACGAUUGUCGAAGGCAGCACCACCGCUGAAACGGCCGUCGAGCCCACUCCCGUCAUUCCCGUCGAGGCUCCGGCCGUCGUCGCACCCGAGCCUACUGUGGAUGUAUCCGCAAGCGCGCCCAUCGAGACGACUAUCGUCGAGGGCAGCACGACCGCCGAAGCCGCUGCGCCCGCGCCUACUGCCGCAGCCGAGCCCGCCGUGGAGCCGUCCACGCACACACCCGCUGGCGCGAACGGCGUGUCAGAAGAGAAGCCCGCGACAAAUGGCACUACGCCCGCGGUGAACGGCACUAACGGCACUGCCACGCCCAAGCCCACCGCUGCUCGCACAACAAGUACGAACGGCGCAUCCACGAAGACCGUGACGCCGCCCGGCUCAACGGGUACUUCGCCCGCGACGACGCCUGCGAAGGAGAAGCGGAUGCGUUUCCCCUCGCUCUCUUCGCGCUCUCUGCACUCGCGCUCCCGCUCUAGCGUCGAGACCCCAAGUGAACUCGGGGAGACCAAGGAGAAGAACGGGACUAUCGCGAGCCGCCUAGGGAGCUCGGAACGCGUCAAGCGACGCACGAGCCUGUUCGGGAAGCUCAAGGACGUCUUCCACCCGAAGCAUGAGACGAAGCCCGAGGCAUCGUCGUAAAGUGUGCGCGGGUGGGUGUGUGGAAGGCAUGCACUGGGGAUUUCCACGGUGCAUGUGUGCGGGGCAGAGAUGGGGACGAUUUGUGGCUUGCUUCACGAUAUAGACUUCUCAUGAUCGGCUACGAGUAUCUCUUGCGCAGGAUAUCUUUUUUCUGUCUUAGUGUUUCGCGUUCUCUUUUGUAGACCGUAGUUUUCUUCUUCUGUAUUAUAAUUUGUACUUGGUAGCAGCGAUAUCCUUUUUUCUCCCUCUCCUGUCGCCGUUCCGGGCUCGUAAUACAUGUUACCUGAUCAAAUGGACGGCGACAUUUUGAACCCGC